Molecule: messenger RNA, 969 nt
Organism: Pneumocystis murina B123
Lineage: Eukaryota; Fungi; Ascomycota; Pneumocystomycetes; Pneumocystales; Pneumocystaceae
Exons: 6
Coding region: 1-969 (322 amino acids)
Biological process (GO): CUT catabolic process; nuclear polyadenylation-dependent rRNA catabolic process; exonucleolytic trimming to generate mature 3'-end of 5.8S rRNA from tricistronic rRNA transcript (SSU-rRNA, 5.8S rRNA, LSU-rRNA)
Cellular component (GO): nuclear exosome (RNase complex); cytoplasmic exosome (RNase complex)
Molecular function (GO): RNA binding
Source: RefSeq, a predicted model, not a curated record
AUGAUCGAAUUUAUAAAAAGCCCAGAAAACUUGAAAAUUUUUAACAUAGAUCAGGAAAAUAACAAUGAAAAUAGGCAUUUUAGAGAGAAUUUAUUGGGUAGUUCAGUGAUUCGUCCUUUUCCCCGCUCAAAAAUAGUUACACCAGGAGAAUUUAUUACGGAUGAUCCUCAAUUUAUGAGAGGGCAUGGAACAUAUACAGAUGAUAAGAAUAUAGUAUAUGGAUCAGUUGCAGGGACAGUUCAGCGUGUAAAUAAGCUUAUUUCAGUAAAACCAUUGAGAUCAAGAUAUCUUCCAGAGAUAGGGGACUUAGUAGUUGGAAAGAUUGUUAAAGUUGGUCAUAAACGUUGGAAAGUUGAUAUUGGAUCAAAACAAGAUGCAGACCUUAUGUUAUCAUCUAUAAAUCUCCCAGGGGGGAUUUUGAGAAGAAAGUCAGAAACAGAUGAACUACAGAUGCGGACGUUUUUUUCUGAAGGGGAUUUAUUAGUUGCAGAAGUGCAGACAUUUUAUUCAGACGGUGGAGUAUCAUUACAUACAAGAUCUCUUAAAUACGGUAAACUUCGUAAUGGUUUAUUUAUACAAGUGCCGUCCAAUUUAAUUAUGAGGUCAAAUGUUCAUAUAUAUAAUUUACCAAAUGGAACAGAUGUAAUUUUAGGGACGAAUGGAUAUAUAUGGGUGAGUAAGCAUGUAGAAAUUUCUUUAGGAAAGGAAGGAGUUAGUAUUACACGAUUAGAAGAAGAAGCAUCUGAAACAAUUUAUUCAAAUAUUAAUGAUGAUAUUGAACCAUAUAUUUUACAUGAAAUAGCUCGUGUGUGUAAUAUUAUUAAGGUACUAGCUGCUCGUAAAAUUAUAAUUAAUGAAAAAAUGAUUCUUCUUGGUUAUGAAGCAUCUAUGAUAUAUGAAGAUGCUGCAGCAUUGUUAUCACCUUCUGUUCAAGAUAAAAUUUACUCAGAAAUAAUAUCUAAAAAGUAG